AUGUCAGGCCCAGAGAAGGUGGUGAAAAUGGUAGGCACAUUCGAGGAGGAGACAGAGGAGGAGACGGUGCAGGUGGAAGAUGAAGAGACAGUGCAGGUGGAAGAUGAUGAGACAGUGCAGGUGGAAGAUGAAGAGACAGUGCAGGUGGAAGAUGAAGAGACAGUGCAGGUGGAAGAGACGGUGCAGGUGGAAGAUGAAGAGACAGUGCAGGUGGAAGAGACGGUGCAGGUGGAAGAGGAAGAGACGGUGGAGGAGAUGGCUAAGGUGUCAGAAGAGGCCAUCAAAACAAAAGGGAGAAAAGUACCAGGAGCAGCCACCUACAAGAGCUCUUUUAAUAAUGAAUGGACCUCUAAAUGGCCAUUUAUUACUGUAGGAAGCACCAGCUCCUAUUACUGGUGUUCUAUCUGCCGCCAAGAGAACUCCUGUGCCCAUCAAGGUGUGCGGGAUGUGACAAGGCACAUAGAAAGUAAGGGGCAUCAGGCCAAACAGCAGGCACUAAAGUCAACCAGCACAGUCAAAAACUUUUACUUGCCAGUGACUGCAGAAAUGAGUGUGCAAGAGGUCAAGACAAGGAGAGCUGAGGUGAAAGUUGCCGUAGCAAUGGUUCAACACAAUGUUUCAUUUGCUGUGGCAGACCAUUUCAGCCCCUUGUACAGGGAAUGCUUCAAAGACUUUCCCACAGCUCAAAAUUUCAAGAGUGCCAGCACAAAAACUAUGUGCAUCAUUAAUCAAGCAGUUGCACCACAUUAUAGAAACGAGCUGGUGUUGAAGAUGAGGGAAAAUCCCUUUACACUGGUCACGGAUGGCUCAAAUGACACAGGACUAGAGAAGAUGAACCCCCUAACUGUAAGGGUAUUUGAUACCACCAAAGUUGUGCACAGAUUCCUCGACAUGUGCACCACAAGUGGAAGAAACUGUGGCACAGCUGAUGUCAUAUAUAAAAAAAUCAACGAUGUCCUGAUAGAGCAUAACAUACCAUGGAAAAAUUGUGUCGGCCUGUCAGUUGACAAUGCCCCAGUUAACACUGGAGCCAAAAAUUCAAUUGCGGCAAAAAUGCUUAAGGAAAAUCCCAGCAUUUACAUUCAUGGAUGCCCCUGCCAUAUAAUCCAUAACACUGCUAAACACGCUGGGAAAAGGUUUUUGGAAAUAUCUGGAUUUGACACUGAGGACCUUGUGGUUGACGUUGGAUACUGGUUUAAGGGCAGCACAAACCGUAAAGGUUACUUGAAAGAAUUUUGUGAACUCCAUGGCAGUGAUUAUAUGGAAAUGCUGCUGUACAUUUCUGUGAGGUGGCUGAGUUUGGAGAUGUGCAUCACCCGCAUUCUGCAGCGGUAUGGCCCACUCACCAGCUACUUCAAAUCUUUAAAUGAGAAACAACCAAGGUUCAGGAGGCUGGUGGAGGCGUUUUCCAAUCCCCUGACGGAAGUCUACCUCCUGUUCCUUCAGGCCACAUUCCCAGUGUUCUCUACACUGAACCUCCUUCUCCAGAGAGAAAAGGCAUCCAUUUUCCAGCUGUAUGAAGAGAAAUUCAUCAAGAAACUCUGUUUGAGGUUCAUGACACCAGCAGCACUACGAGGAGGAGAAGUCCAUGACAUCCCCUACAAGGACCCACUGUACCGACUGCCAGGAGAAAAACUCAAUGUGGGUUUCACCACCAGAGCUACGCUAAACAGGCUCCUUGAGGCUGUAGAGGUCACAUCACAGAAGGCUCAACAAUUCCAGCAGGCAGCACUGGCCUUUUUGGUUGGAGCUGUGGAGUAUGCCAUGGAUAAACUCCCGUUAAAAGAUGCCCUAUACUUUGUAGACAGAUUUCAGGAACUCCUUCCUUUUCAAGACCCAAAGGAACAAGACCAAGUAAGUGAGGAGUUUAUGGAGUACCAACUCAUGGACAUUGCCUUGCCCCAGGACCCAACAGUCUUUGAUGUUGAGGAGUUUUGGGGAAGAAUGUCCACAAUAAAGAACAAG
Molecule: messenger RNA, 1965 nt
Organism: Labeo rohita (rohu)
Lineage: Eukaryota; Metazoa; Chordata; Actinopteri; Cypriniformes; Cyprinidae
Exons: 9
Source: RefSeq, a predicted model, not a curated record